AGCUGCUACUGUUCACUCGGGCUGUUCUCGUCCUAACGCAUCUCCGUGACUUAAUUCUCUCACUGACGGAUAAGUAGAUCUCCACCUCCAUUCUGCGGAGCUUGCUCACCUGCCUCGACGGGAAAGCUUCUGGAUAACCUCAGCGGUGAUCUGACACAGACGAACACACUGUGGGUUCUCUCAUGAGCGGUUGAAUCGGUUGAAAGACUUGAUCGGCAGCAUCACCACGGCCAAAGCCAUCACCGUUACAAGUGAAUUUAUCCUCCGUCCGAACAGGAUGAUGGUCACCUUUGGUUCUGUGGUGAUCACCGCCGGCAUCUGUGGUAUCCUGAGCUUCGCUUUUUUGGCGACUUCCCUCGGAACCGAGUUCUGGUACAUCAUAGAGAUGAAUCCUAUGAACAUGAGCGACUUUGAGGACAUGAGCUCCCACUCGGGACUGUGGAGUAUAAACGAAGGUGGGAAGAUAACCGCAGACUCUAUUGACUCUUUCAAAGCUAACUACUCCAGGUACUCCGAGACUGAGCUGCACAUGCUGAACAUGCACAGUGCGAUAGUGGUGAUGCUUCCCCUCAGCCUGGUCCUUGUGCUGUUUGGUGGCAUCUGCGGGUUGGUCAGCUCCCUGGCCCAGAGCCCUGUCCUCCUCACCAGUACGGCCGCCUACUUCUUCAUCUGCAGUAUGUUGACCCUGUGUGGCGUGAGCCUCUACAUCAUCUACUCAUACCAGGCCCUGGCAGAGACCGAGAGGCUGGUGGGGCCUGAAGGCCUGGCCUACGUCCGUACCUCCUUCGGCUGGUCUCUGGGUAUGGCCUGGCUCUCCUACGGCCUGGAGCUCCUCACUGGUGCUCUGCUGCUCAUAGCUGCUCGAAUGGCCAAGCUGCAGCACAGCAGUCCCUCCAUGGCCUGACGCAAGCCUUCACAGUGGAUCCGACACGUUCAGGAAGGGCACUGAACUAUACUGAGCUGUAUAUGAACGUGGGAGAAAGUAGAGUCGGGUAUGUUGCUGCCUUAGAACAAGGUAACAAACAAUACCUGUACAAUAUUAAGGCUUUGACAAAAAUACAGAGGUUGAAUCAAAGAUGACUUGGGUUGUUUUAAAAAGAGUGAUCUACUAGUUUAAUGUCCUUAAAUCUGCUUCAGACUGGAGAUCGACUUUCUAGUGAUUUACAGUAAGUGAAGUGAGGUAGUUGGCUUUGAGUUAAAUUUGUCCAAUUGCGCCCUCUUGUGGUGAAAUGCCUCCCUGUGUCCUCUGUCCACAACCAUGCCGAUUUUCACACAGUAGUCAUUUAAUCUUUGCCAAACUAAAUGGACGAGCUCACAAUUUAAGGUCAUUUCAUGUUAUGUUAAAUAUAUCGAUACAUUUUUAUUCUCCAGAUAUUUCACAUGGCACGUUGUCUGUAUUUGUA
Molecule: messenger RNA, 1403 nt
Organism: Xiphias gladius (swordfish)
Lineage: Eukaryota; Metazoa; Chordata; Actinopteri; Istiophoriformes; Xiphiidae
Gene: tmem235b
Product: transmembrane protein 235b
Exons: 4
Coding region: 278-904 (208 amino acids)
Cellular component (GO): apical plasma membrane
Source: RefSeq, a predicted model, not a curated record